Messenger RNA from Sorex araneus (European shrew), 960 nucleotides. RefSeq names its product olfactory receptor 1J4-like. Gene Ontology annotation, biological process: G protein-coupled receptor signaling pathway. The record is from RefSeq and is a predicted model, not a curated record. Gene Ontology annotation, cellular component: membrane. Lineage: Eukaryota; Metazoa; Chordata; Mammalia; Eulipotyphla; Soricidae. Gene Ontology annotation, molecular function: olfactory receptor activity; G protein-coupled receptor activity.
AUGAGCAGCAUGAAAAGAGGUAAUAGGACCACUGUGUCUGAAUUUCUGCUUCUGGGACUCCCUAUACCUCCAGAACAUCAGGGUUUGUUCUUCACCUUAUUCCUGGUCAUGUACCUGGCCACGGUGCUGGGGAACCUGCUCAACCUGCUCAUCUGGAUGGACUCUCGUCUCCACACCCCCUUGUACUUCUUCCUCAGCCACUUGGCUCUUACUGACAUAUGCUACUCAUCUGUCACUGUGCCCAAAAUGUUGAUGGACAUGCAGAGCAUCCAUAAGUCCAUCCCCUAUGCAGGGUGCGUGUCACAGAUGUAUUUUUACAUAUGGUUUGCUUCUGUCGACAUCUUUCUUCUUACAUUGAUGGCCUAUGACAGGUAUGUGGCCAUUUGUCACCCACUUCACUAUGCCACUAUCAUGAGGCAAGAGAAAUGUGUCUCCUUAGUUUCUGCAUCCUGGAUCUACUGUUCUCUCCGCUCUCUGUUGCACAUCCUCCUCUUCAUUCGAGUUUCCUUUUGUGAUGACAUUACCAUCCCCCAUUUCUUCUGUGAAAUCCCAGUUCUCUUGAAGAUGAGCUGUUCAGAUGUCUCAGUUAAUGAAUGGCUUAUCUUCAUUGAGACUGGAAUAAUUGUUUUCCUGCCUUUUGCCACUAUUGUAGGCUCUUAUAUUUGGAUAUGGGCCUCUGUGCUGAAGGAUCCUUCUGUUAAGAGAUUCUUCAAAGUCCUUUCCACCUGUGGUUCCCAUCUCCUUGUGGUGUCUUUAUUCUAUGGUACAAUUGCAGAAGUGUAUUUUUUCUCCUCACCAUCCAUCUCCAGUAAUAAAGACAUAGCUGCUUCUGUGAUGUAUAUGAUAGUCACCCCCAUGCUGAACCCUUUCAUCUACAGCCUGAGAAACAGAGAUAUAAAACAGACCCUAAAAUUAUUUGUUAACAGAAUGAAGUCUUGUAGCUCCAAUAACUUAAUAUGA